Bursaphelenchus okinawaensis is the source of this 532-nucleotide messenger RNA. The record is from the annotation of a GenBank genome assembly. NCBI's taxonomy places the organism in Eukaryota, Metazoa, Nematoda, Chromadorea, Rhabditida, Aphelenchoididae.
AUGGAAGACAUCUUCUUCGUUCCAUUCAAAACUGACAGCUUAUCUGUCAAUCAUAAAAGUAACCUCAAUCGGUAAGUCGUAUAUUUUUCGAAACAUUACCAGAAGUAUAUUUUUCGAAACAUUACCAGAAGCCAGUAAAAUUUAUCAGAAUUCUUUUUUUGUCAAUGAAUCUCUCAGCGGAAUGUCAAAAACAGUUUAUUGAUUUUACAAAUAUUUUUUUUUAAUUUUUGCAGAAAAUAAAAAUGUUUUGGAGUUACCGAGCUUUAUAUUUAUGUUCUUCUUGUUUUGUUUCGAUUGGGUAGUAUAUAUUAAGACGUUCUUUUUAUUUUUAGGCGGUAAUUGUUGAUAAUAUUGUUUUAGAGUGUUUCACCUCCAAAGUUCACCUAAUUUGUAUCAUAAAAAUGUGAUAAUUGAAGAUAACCCAAAGAAAGUUGACGAAAAGUGGACCCAUUGGUUAUGUUGUGCUUUUACUACCGGUUGUAUUACCGAAUUUGGUCGAUUAAUGGCGAGAGCGAUUUGGAAUUUGUUUUGA